This is a messenger RNA of Drosophila nasuta, 3715 nucleotides long. RefSeq names its product BTB/POZ domain containing protein 3 lute (gene lute). Gene Ontology annotation, biological process: neurogenesis. The transcript has 6 exons. The record is from RefSeq and is a predicted model, not a curated record. Gene Ontology annotation, molecular function: protein binding. Gene Ontology annotation, cellular component: cytosol. Lineage: Eukaryota; Metazoa; Arthropoda; Insecta; Diptera; Drosophilidae. Bases 142 to 2361 code for a protein of 739 amino acids.
CACUACGAAUUCGUUCGUUGACUCGUGAGCACAAGUGUAAUCGACGCGCAUGCGCAAAAGUAUAUUUGCAGUGCACUAGAAAAUAAAAGGGAAGCUAGUAAAUGUAAAUAUGCCACACAAGAUUGUAAUAAAACUACGAAGAUGAUCGAGGCAUUUGCGAACCAUCUGAGCAGUCAUCUUGGACGUCACCUUUUUUAUUGGGCAAUUACAACACCGACGCCGAGAGGUCUCGACGGCGUCCAUUACGGCCUCAAUCUGCGUCUGUCCGAGCUAAUCAACAAAAUUCACGGCCCCCUCGAGCGGGGUGUGAAGGUGCUGGAUCACUUGCUUACUCUCGAAGAGGAAGACUUUAGCGGUCAUUGGGGCAGCGCUUAUGCGCACAACUAUGAACCGGAGUCCCAACUUCCUGACUCUGAAAACGAGGAGCAGCCUCCUGCCGAAGAACACUUGCCUAGAUCUUACAAUAUGGAAACACUUAACAAUGGCAACGGUCUCUUACACUCACCCCCGCACAAUCACCAGCAGCAGCCACAACAACGUGGAGCAGCAAUCACCUCCCCAGGGAUAAGUUCAGUGGGCGGUGCCACUGAUCACAACAUACAGAUUACGCAGCCCAUUAGUGCCCCAUCCUCACCACUUGCAUCGCCAAGUACUCUAACUUGCGGCAACAGUGGCAAUAGCAACUCCACCACAUUCUGUCUACCUUCCAGUUCAACUGACAUUGCAACAAUUGCCUCAAUAGCCGCGGUUGCAGGUGGCACGACCAAUGCAACAACGUCAACAUCCAACAGUGGCAGUGGCUCUUACGUGUGUGCGGCUGGCAGCAACGCCAGUUAUGCCGCCGUCGGCGCCUCGAAUGCAAUCGACACUGCCGAUCCAAACUGGCAAGCGAGCAAGGCGACAGUGUUGGAGCGCAAUGCAGCAAUGUUCAACAAUGAGCUGUUGUCGGAUGUGAGGUUCAUUGUGGGCGGUGAUUUUGAUUUCGAUCCGAAUCAAACAAUUCCUGCACACAAAUACAUUCUUGCCACUGGCAGCUCUGUGUUCUAUGCCAUGUUUUACGGCGGAUUGGCGGAAAACAAGGAAGAAAUCAAAGUGCCUGAUGUAGAACCAACGGCUUUUCUUACACUUUUAAGAUAUCUGUACUGUGACGAAAUCAAACUAGAGCCCGAGCAUAUAUUGGCCACGUUAUACGCUGCCAAAAAAUAUAUUGUUCCACAUUUGGCGCGUGCUUGCGUUAACUACCUCGAAGUUAAGCUGACGGCAAAAAACGCCUGUCUACUUCUCAGUCAAUCGCGCCUUUUUGAGGAGUCCGAACUGAUGCAGCGUUGUUGGGAAGUAAUCGAUGCCCAGGCCGAGAUGGCAGUUAAAUCCGAAGACUUUGUGGACAUUGACCUGAAGACGUUUGAAUCAAUCUUAUCGCGUGAAACUUUAAAUUGCAAAGAGAUACACUUGUUCGAGGCCGCUCUCAAUUGGGCUAUAAAUGCAUGUGAAAAAAUGAGUAUCGACGAAACAUCACAAAACAAACGGCGAGUGCUAGGUCACGCACUUCAUCUGAUACGCAUACCGACCAUGAGUCUAGAAGAAUUUGCGAAUGGCGUAGCUCAAACUGGCAUACUCACAUCCCAAGAGACAAUUGAUAUGUUCUUACACUUUACAGCCAAAGAAAAGCCCAGCUUGAGUUUUCCUACGAGAAUACGUGCAGGACUUAAAACUCAAGUCUGUCACCGUUUUCAGUCAUGCGCCUAUCGUUCAAACCAGUGGCGAUAUCGGGGACGCUGUGAUUCCAUACAGUUCUCAGUAGAUCGAAGAAUUUUCAUCGUAGGCUUUGGUCUAUAUGGCUCUUCCACUGGAGCUGCAAACUAUAACGUGAAGAUAGAACUAAAGCGUCUAGGGCGCACUCUAGCCGAGAAUGAUACGAAGUUUUUUUCGGAUGGUUCAAGCAACACUUUUCAUGUAUUUUUUGAGAAUCCCAUACAAAUUGAACCGGAAUGCUAUUAUACGGCCUCAGUUAUACUUGAUGGAAAUGAGUUGAGCUUCUUUGGCCAGGAGGGAAUGUCAGAAGUACUCAUGGGCAACGUUACAUUCCAAUUUCAAUGCUCUUCAGAGAGUACCAAUGGCACUGGAGUGCAGGGUGGACAAAUACCUGAAUUAAUAUUCUAUGGACCCACUACCGUUGUUACUGCACUCAAUUCGCCCACCAACUCAGUAAGCGCUGCCAUUGCAGGAUCCACACAGGCUAUUUCUAAUGGUAGUGGUGUCUCUUCUGAUAUUGGGAGUAGCAGCAAUACCAAUAAUGGCUCAGAUGAAAUGCUAUUAAUGAACAACGCCCCAACAAGCAACAGUGAUGGAAGCAACACUUGAUGCGCACAGCUAUACUGCGCUGAAUGGCAAGGCGCCUGCUACUAUCGACAGCAGACACAACAGCAGCUGCAACAUCAUAAGAGGCAGAUUCAGCUACAACACACACAUAAUAGGAACUCAUGGGGUUUCAGUGCAAUGCAUCAAAACAAAUUGGAGGUUUAGAAAUGCGAAAUUAACAUUAUAUAUGUAGUUAUUAUUCCCAUCAUUUACUUGAAGACAGUCAUAAGUAAAAGAAAACUACUUUUCUUUGUUAAUUAGGCAAGCGAGCGACAUGUAGGUGCAACACCACACCUAUCUAGUGAAAUAAACUGCUACUGUGUUUGAAGUACAUAGAUCUAAAUGCACACACAUCUCUUGGUGAAUUACAGUUUUAAAUUUAAAAGGUAAUUCCAAAGAUGAUUAACAACUACUUAUAAGCGUAGAGCAAUGCUAUUUAUAUUGCAUUUGGUAGGGUCAAGCUUAAACUUAAAAAAUCGUAGAAGUAAUUAAUUAUUCACCGGGCAAUCAAUCAAUAUAAGAAUAACAAAUCAAGUAAAAGAAAUUUAUGCCAAAAGCGUCACAAAGAAUUCUUAUUUUCUCAUGAUCGAAAGAUCGAAAAAAAAUGUUCCACUAAUUUAAUGAGAAUCUAAGAUGUUGAAAUAUGCAUACGAAUUUGAAAGCCAUGAUAAAUAUACAUACAUAUACCUACAUAUAACUAAACAUUAAAGCAUAAAUGAAUAGAAAGCAAAGCUCGCAAAAUAACUGUUGACCGUUUUUCUUCCUGCGCUCUCGCUGCGAGAACAACCGAAAAAGUUCUUACUCUCCCGCUCUGAGCAAGAGACUUGAAUUCCUUGCCUAUGUAUGUGAGAGUAUACCAACACAUACGCAAAAGACUUUUUGCUUCAAUGAACACGACAAAACGGUCUUGGAACAACCAGAACAAAACGGAAUAUAAAAAAACUGAUUCGCUCUGAGCGCGAGCAAGCUCUUACAAGAACCCAUAAAUCGGUUUCUGAGUCUUUUUGUAAAGUCAGGAAAAGUCACUUAUUUGCACACAACGAGAAAUAGUCGACAGUUAUUUGCGAGCUCUAAUAGAAAGUUGUUUUAACGUAAAACAUGCAAUUGAUGUUCGACUCUGUUUUCUAUCGGAAUGGAAAUCAUUUAACACUAUUUUCAGUUGGUACCCAAUAAUAAAACUAAUUUUUUGGGUGAUGCUGAUUUCCACAUAAAAAGAACAUUAUGAAAUUCUUACAAAUAGAUAAUAUAAGAAAUUAUUUUAAUUCUGUACCACGACUAUUAACAAAUAAAUCGCAUUCGAUUCUUUCUAUGAAAUACAUAUACAUAAUGCAAAUAAUAAAACCAAAAGACCUAAACU